Molecule: messenger RNA, 4560 nt
Organism: Penicillium manginii
Lineage: Eukaryota; Fungi; Ascomycota; Eurotiomycetes; Eurotiales; Aspergillaceae
Gene: prp8
Product: U4/U6-U5 snRNP complex subunit PRP8
Exons: 1
Coding region: 1-4560 (1519 amino acids)
Biological process (GO): mRNA splicing, via spliceosome; spliceosomal tri-snRNP complex assembly
Cellular component (GO): U5 snRNP; catalytic step 2 spliceosome
Molecular function (GO): U6 snRNA binding; U2 snRNA binding; U1 snRNA binding
Source: RefSeq, a predicted model, not a curated record
AUGGCGCCGCCGCCCCCGGGCUACCAGCCGCCUGCCGACCCGAACGUCGCAAAAUUUGCGCAGAAGAAGAAUGAAUGGUUGCGCACCCAGCGCAAUCGCUUUGGCGAGAAGCGGAAGGGAGGGUUCGUUGAGACACAGAAAGCAGACAUGCCACCUGAGCAUUUACGAAAAAUAGUGAAGGAUAUUGGCGAUGUUUCGCAGCGAAAAUUCACCAAUGAAAAACGAAGCUAUCUCGGCGCGCUGAAGUUCAUGCCCCAUGCAGUUCUCAAGCUCCUUGAAAACAUGCCAAUGCCUUGGGAAUCAGCUAGAGAGGUCAAGGUUCUAUAUCACGUUAAUGGAUGCUUGACCAUGGUCAAUGAGACUCCCCGCGUUAUCGAGCCAGUCUUCCAUGCCCAAUGGGCCACAAUGUGGAUGUCCAUGCGCCGAGAGAAGAGUGACCGCAGACACUUUAAGCGCAUGCGAUUCCCUCCCUUCGAUGACGAAGAACCUCCACUUUCAUGGUCUGAAAACAUUGAGGAUGUCGAACCGCUGGAGCCGAUCCAGAUGGAGCUCGAUGAAGAAGAAGACGCGGCAGUCUACGAAUGGUUUUACGAUCACCGACCUCUCCUAGAUACGCCCCACGUUAACGGACCAAGCUAUAAGACCUGGAAUCUGUCACUCCCGCAAAUGGCGACUCUUCACCGACUGAGUCACCAACUCUUGAGCGAUGUUGUCGAUGAAAAUUACUUCCACAUGUUCGACCUUAACAGUUUCUUUACCGCUAAGGCCCUCAACGUUGCUAUCCCAGGUGGCCCUCGCUUCGAGCCCUUGUACAAAGAUAUCGACCCGAACGACGAGGAUUUCAGCGAAUUCAACGCUAUCGACCGCAUCAUCUUCCGCGCUCCCAUCCGAACCGAAUACCGCGUUACCUUCCCCUUCCUGUAUAAUACCCUUCCCCGAAGCGUGAAGCUUGCCUGGUACUCUCACCCCCAGGUAGUCUACGUUCGCACUGAAGAUCCGAACCUCCCCGCCUUCUACUUCGAUCCUGUCAUUAACCCGAUCUCCUCUCGUUCUGUUGCGCCGAAGAACAUCACCGUCAGCCACGAAGAUGAGAUAUUUGGAUCCGACAAUGAAGAUGACUUUGAACUUCCUGGAGAGGUUGAGCCAUUCUUCGAGGAUGAGGAACUUUACACCACAGAGACUGCUUCUGCGAUCGCCCUUUGGUGGGCCCCCCACCCCUUCAACAAGCGGUCCGGUAAGAUGGUUCGUGCUCAGGAUGUGCCGCUGGUGAAGCAGUGGUACCUGGAGCACUGCCCCCAGGGCCAGCCUGUCAAGGUCCGCGUGUCAUACCAAAAGCUGCUCAAGACCUUUGUUCUCAACGAGUUGCAUAAGAACAAGCCGAAGGCCCAGAACAAGCAGAGUCUCUUGAAGACCUUGAAGACGACCAAAUUCUUCCAGCAAACAACAAUUGACUGGGUGGAGGCUGGCUUGCAAGUUUGCCGCCAAGGUUUCAACAUGUUGAACCUGCUCAUCCACCGCAAGAACUUGACUUACCUGCAUCUCGAUUACAACUUCAACCUGAAGCCCGUCAAGACUUUAACCACCAAAGAGCGAAAGAAGUCUCGUUUCGGAAAUGCUUUCCACCUUAUGAGAGAAAUUCUCCGCCUCACGAAGUUGAUUGUCGAUGCUCAGGUGCAGUACCGUCUCGGCAAUAUUGACGCCUUCCAGUUGGCCGACGGUAUCUUGUACGCUUUCAACCAUGUUGGCCAGCUGACCGGCAUGUACCGAUACAAGUACAAGUUGAUGCACCAGAUUCGCUCCUGCAAGGAUCUCAAGCAUCUGAUUUAUUACCGUUUCAACUCCGGUCCUGUCGGUAAAGGACCUGGCUGUGGUUUCUGGGCUCCCGCGUGGCGUGUCUGGCUGUUUUUCAUGCGUGGUAUCAUUCCUCUGCUCGAGAGAUGGCUUGGAAACUUGCUAUCUCGUCAGUUUGAGGGCCGUCACAGCAAGGGUGUUGCGAAGACUGUCACUAAGCAGCGUGUGGAGUCUCACUUCGACCUGGAACUUCGAGCCUCCGUCAUGGCGGAUCUGAUGGACAUGAUGCCUGAGGGUAUCAAGCAGAACAAGGUCAAUGUUGUCCUGCAACACUUGUCAGAAGCUUGGAGAUGCUGGAAGAGUAACAUUCCCUGGAAGGUUCCUGGCCUGCCUGCACCUAUCGAGAACAUUAUUCUUCGUUAUGUGAAGAGCAAGGCUGACUGGUGGAUUUCCGUCGCUCACUACAACCGAGAGAGAAUUCGUCGUGGUGCCACCGUUGAUAAAACGGUCGCUAAGAAGAAUUUGGGCCGACUUACUCGUCUUUGGCUCAAGUCGGAACAAGAGCGCCAGCACAACUACCUCAAGGAUGGUCCCUAUGUCUCCUCGGAGGAGGCCGUGGCUAUCUAUACCACCAUGGUUCAUUGGUUGGAGUCACGCAAGUUCUCGCCCAUCCCAUUCCCCAGUGUCUCAUAUAAGCACGACACAAAGAUCCUGAUUCUUGCUCUGGAGCGACUUCGUGAAUCUUAUUCCGUCAAAGGCAGACUGAACCAGAGCCAGCGUGAAGAGCUUGCUCUUAUCGAGCAGGCAUAUGAUUCUCCUGGAACCACUCUGGCCCGUAUCAAGCGAUUCCUCUUGACCCAACGAGCUUUCAAGGAGGUUGGAAUUGACAUGAAUGAUAACUAUAACAACAUCAACCCUGUCUACGACAUCGAGCCCAUCGAGAAGAUUACGGAUGCCUACCUGGACCAGUAUCUCUGGUACCAGGCUGAACAGCGUCAUCUGUUCCCCGCCUGGAUCAAACCCUCCGACUCAGAAGUACCGCCGCUGUUGACCUACAAGUGGACUCAAGGAAUUAACAAUCUUUCCAAUGUUUGGGAGACCGCAGAGGGUGAAACCAAUGUCAUGAUUGAAACUGAAUUGUCUAAGGUCUACGAGAAGAUUGAUCUGACCCUGUUGAAUCGAAUGCUUCGUUUGAUCAUGGACCACAAUUUGGCUGACUACAUUACCUCUAAGAACAACGUUCAGCUUAGCUACAAGGACAUGAACCACACCAACAGCUAUGGUAUGAUUCGUGGUCUUCAAUUCUCUGGCUUCGUGUUCCAGUACUACGGAUUGAUGAUCGAUCUUCUACUUCUCGGUCUGCAGCGCGCUAGCGAGAUGGCUGGCCCGCCCCAGAGCCCCAAUGACUUCUUGCAGUUCCGUGAUCGGGCUACUGAGACCCGACAUCCUAUCCGACUUUAUACCCGUUAUGUCGACAAGAUUUGGGUUUUCUUCCGAUUCGAUGCCGACGAGUCUCGCGAUCUGAUUCAGCGAUUCUUGACCGAGAACCCGGAUCCCAACUUCGAGAAUGUUAUUGGUUACAAGAAUAAGAAGUGCUGGCCUCGCGAUUGCCGCAUGCGUUUGAUGCGUCACGAUGUCAAUUUAGGUCGUGCUGUCUUCUGGGAUCUGAAGAAUCGUCUUCCCCGUUCCAUCACGACUAUUGACUGGGACGACACAUUUGCCAGCGUGUACAGCAAGGACAAUCCCAACCUCUUGUUCUCCAUGAACGGCUUCGAGGUCCGCAUUCUCCCCAAGUGCCGAAACCAGAAUGAAGAGUUCAAUGUCAAGGACAGCGUGUGGUCUUUGGUCGACAACUCCACCAAGGAGCGCACAGCCCAUGCCUUCCUUCAGGUCACAGAGGAAGACAUCCAGAAGUUCAACAACCGUAUUCGCCAAAUUCUGAUGUCCUCGGGAUCUACUACAUUCACCAAGAUUGCCAAUAAGUGGAACACGGCGCUCAUUGCCCUCUUCACAUACUACCGUGAGGCGGCAGUGUCUACUGUGAACUUGCUUGACACCAUCGUCAAGUGCGAGACGAAGAUUCAGACUCGCGUCAAGAUCGGAUUGAAUUCCAAAAUGCCUUCUCGUUUCCCUCCUGCUGUGUUCUACACCCCUAAGGAGCUUGGAGGUCUUGGUAUGAUUUCGGGAUCCCAUAUCCUCAUCCCUACCAGUGACAAGCGUUGGUCUAAACAGACCGAUACUGGAAUUACCCACUUCCGGGCUGGUAUGUCUCAUGACGAGGAAACUCUGAUCCCGAACAUCUUCCGAUACAUUGUCCCCUGGGAGUCUGAGUUCAUUGAUUCUCAAAGAGUCUGGAUGGAAUACUCCCAGAAGCGCAUGGAAGCGCAACAACAGAACCGUCGUUUGACCCUUGAGGAUCUUGAGGACAGCUGGGACCGUGGUCUCCCACGUAUCAACACUCUCUUCCAGAAGGACCGAAGCACUCUUAGCUUUGACAAGGGUUUCCGUCUUCGUGCCGAGUUCAAACAGUACCAGUUAAUGAAGAGCAAUCCGUUCUGGUGGACUAGCCAGCGCCAUGAUGGUAAAUUGUGGAAUCUCAAUGCCUACCGAACAGAUGUAAUCCAAGCAUUGGGUGGUGUGGAAACCAUCCUGGAGCACACCUUGUUCAAGGCCACUGCCUUCCCCUCUUGGGAGGGUCUGUUCUGGGAGAAAGCUAGCGGUUUCGAGGUUCGUUACCACCCCUUUAGCCCCUCACCUCGCGAACGAUGA